Messenger RNA from Entelurus aequoreus (snake pipefish), 3795 nucleotides. RefSeq names its product zinc finger and SCAN domain-containing protein 2-like. The record is from RefSeq and is a predicted model, not a curated record. The coding region runs from base 619 to 1932 and encodes 437 amino acids. NCBI's taxonomy places the organism in Eukaryota, Metazoa, Chordata, Actinopteri, Syngnathiformes, Syngnathidae. Gene Ontology annotation, molecular function: DNA-binding transcription factor activity, RNA polymerase II-specific; RNA polymerase II cis-regulatory region sequence-specific DNA binding. The transcript has 3 exons. Gene Ontology annotation, biological process: regulation of transcription by RNA polymerase II. Gene Ontology annotation, cellular component: PcG protein complex; transcription regulator complex.
CGUGGUCAUGUUUCCUCUUACGCCAUUGACAGCGAUCGAUAGCACUUCGGCUUUGACUGCCCGUCGCUGGAAGGAUACUUCGUCUUUGACAGCUGCUGGAACCUGAAGAAAUCGAUUAUUGUUUUUUUUUGUACAGGCGCGAAACAGGACAGUCGCGUGCCGGUUAAGGACCCCCGGCAACUUUGUGAUUUUAUUGGACGCGACCUCCUGUACUGUAGAAUGUAGUUUGGACCAUAGGACAGGACGAAGAAGUCCCGUUAAGAAGCUGUGGAGGCCUAAGAUGCUCUACUAGUCUGCUGGAAAUCCAAAGAAGACGAAGGAGUAAAAAGCAAAAUGGCGUUUGACAGAGAAGGCCUAAACGUGGCCACUGGUCAUUAUUGUUUCUCUAUUUGUAUUUAGUGCAUACAUGUACGCAUAUAUGUCGUGUAGUAGAUGAAACAUUGUUAGUAAUUGUUUGUAUCCGGAUACAUUAGUCUGAGCGCACUUUAUCGCGUCUUGUGCUAGCUUAGCUUGCUAGUUAGCUUAGCUUGUUAGCUGCUAACAAAGAGACGCGGACAUUAUCAACACAUCGCUAAGUAGAGAUCAAAUGUGAGUGUAAAGUGUCGUGAUUGUGUGAAAAUGUGCGAAAGAACGAUAGCAAAGUAUGAGGAGGAACUUUGUCCAACAAAAGAGGAGAAGGAGCGACAACAUCAACUUCAGGACGCUGUUUUCAAGAAACAUCAAGUUGUGUUACACAGAACAGAUGUCCAGCAGCCCCAUUACAUUAAAGAGGAAGAGGAGGAUCCACAGACCCCCCACAUUAAAGAAGAAGAGGAGGAAGUGUGGAUCACUCAGGAGGGAGAGUGUCUUCUAGGGCAGGAGGAGGAUGAUCUCACCAAGUUUCCACUGACUGUUGUCUCUGUGAAGACUGAAGAGCAUGAAGACCAACCACCUGAGUCCUCACAGCUUCAUCACAGUCCAAAUGUCUGUGAAGAACAACUUCUGCCUGAAAAACAGGAGUGUAGCUUCAGGAUGGGGAAGGAGGAUCCAUCAAAGAGGAAGAUCAGGUGCCACAGACCCUCUGGUGUCUCCUUUUCCUCUUUGACACAGACCCUUUUCUGUAAAAAAUGUAAAGAUGAAGAGGAGGAACACCGCAUCGGUCAGGAGGGAGAGCAUCUAGAAGAACUGGUGGAGUUCCCAGUGAUUGGUGUCCCUGUGAAGAGUGAAGAUGAUGAGGUCAAAGGUGAAAGUGAGGAGAAGAGAGAGGCGGAGCCUCCAAGCAGCAGCUCAACACAACACAUGACAACAGAAGCUGAUGGAGACCACUGUGGAGGAUCACAAGCAGACAAGCUCUUAGCUCCACUAUCAGAUAGUGAGGACACAACAUCACACUCUCCUAACACUGAUUAUGAAGACUCUAAAGAUGAUAAGACAUGUCACACUGACAACACUCACUUGAAAUGUUCUCACUGUGACACAACAUUUAAAUACCGUCGUAGUCUAAAAAGACACAUGAGAAGACACACUGGAGAAAAACCUUUUACUUGCUCACUUUGUGGUAAAGGUUUUGCACAAAGUUCAUGUAUGGAAAUACACAGAAGAAUACACACUGGAGAAAAAUUAUUUAUCUGUUCAAUCUGUAGUAAAGGUUUUGUACAAAGUCAAAAUUUGAAAGUACACAUGAGAACGCACACCGGAGAAAAACCUUAUGUCUGUUCAAUCUGCGGUAAAGGUUUUGGAACAAGCCACAAUUUGAAAGUACACAUGAGAACACACACCGGUGAAAAACCUUUUUCCUGCUCAAUCUGUGGUAAAGAUUUUAAAAAAAGUCAAUAUUUGAAAGUACACACUAGAACACACACUGGUGAGAAACCUUUCACAUGUUUACUUUGCAACAGAAGCUUUUGUGACCGAUCAAACCUUGUAGCACACAUGAGAACACACUCAGGAUAGAAAUAGUUGAGUUGCAGUGUGUGUGGUGAAAGAUUCUCUUAUAAGUACCAGUGUAAGAAACAGAAUGUGCUGGUGAGAACAGCAGCAGCAAUUGAAACUGCAGGAUUUUAAAUAAACUGUCAAGACUUUAAUUUUGACUUUCUAACAUCAGCACAUAUAACAUGUGUGACAUUGUUGUUUGUGUAACAAUCUUUUUAAUAUGCUUCUACAUUUAUAGAUUAUAUAAUUUAUACUAGUGAUUUUUUUCAUUUGAAUACAUGCAUUAAUAUGCAACAUUGUGUACUUUUAUUAAAAAUUGAAACAGCGGAAACUCCCCCUCCAUUACUCGACAUACGCCUCGAAGCCUCUGCACAUUUCUCAGUGAUGGAAGAGUGACUGCAGUGAAUAAUACAAGAGAAAGCUGAAUUAUUUGCUGAGACUUUUGCUAAAGUUCACAGUCCUGAGAAUUUGAUUGGGCAAGAAAAACAACGCAGAUGGAAAACAAAAUUGGGAAAUACCGAAGCAUUUGGUGUGAAAUCUGAUUUUGGUGGACCCGAGAAUGCUUUUACACUAGAGGAAUUGAAAUAUAUAUAUUUUUUGUUAUGAGUUUUUUUAACAAAGCAUAUGUUAUUACAAACUGAGCACAAUAAUUGUAUUUCUCCAGUGUGCAUUCUUUUGUCUGUUAUCAAGAGUUUCCUCACAGAGUCUUUUAUUAAAAACUGAGCACAGUAAAGGUUUUUCUCUAGUGUGUAAUUUUUUUGUUUAUCAAACAUUUCUUCACAGAGAAUCUUUUAUUAAAAACUGAGCAUAUUUAUGGUUUUCCCUUGUGUGUAAUUUGUUGUUUGUUAUCAAAAGUUUAUUCUCAGAGAAUCCUUUUUUUUUUUUAACAAACUGAGCACAUUAAUGGUUUUUCUCCAGUGUGCAUUCUUUUGUUUAUCGUUUUUCACAGAGCAUAUGUUAUUACAAACUGAGCACAUUUAUGGAUUUCGCCAUGUGUAAUUUUUGUUUUUUAUUAAAAGUUUAUUCACAGAUAAUCCUUUAUUACAAAUUGAGCACAUUAAUGUUUUUUCUCUGGUGUGCAUUCUUUUGUCUCAUCAAAAGUUUCUUCACAGAGGAUCUUUUUUUUAACAAACUGAGCACAUUAAUGGUUUUUCUCCAGUGAGUACAUUUUUGCCUGUUAUCAAACGUUUCUUCACAUAUAAUCUUUUAUUACAAACCCAGCACAUUAAUGGUUUUCCCCAGUGUGUAAUGUUUUGUGUAUUAUCAAAAGUUUCUUCACAGAGAAUCCGUUUUAACAAACUGAGCACAUUAAUGUUUUUUCUCCAGUGUGCAUUCUUUUGUUUGUUACUAAGUUUUUCACAGAGCAUAUUUUAUUACAAACUGAGCUUAUUCAUGUUUUUUCUCCAGUGUGCAUUAUUUUUUUUAUUACGUUUUUCACAGAUAUUUUAUUACAAACAGAGCACAUUCAUGGUUUUUAUUCAUUGUACAUUUUUUUGUUAUGAGUUUUCACAAAGCAUAUUUUAUUACAAACUGAGCACAUUAAUGGUAUAUCUCCAGUGUGCAUUAUUUUGUCUGUUAUCAAGAGUUUCUUCACAGAGAAUAUUUCAUUACAAAUUGAGCACAUAAAUGGUUUUCCUUCAGUAUGUAUUAUUUUGUCUGUUAUCAAGUCUCCUCACAGAGUAUUACAUUACAAACUGAGCACAUUGUUUUUUCUCCGGUGUGUAAUGUUUUUGUCUGUUAUCAAAAGUUUCUUCACAGAGAAUCCUUUUUAACAAACUGAGCACAUUCAUGGUUUUUCUCCAGUGUGCAUUAUUUUGUUUGUUAUCAAGUUUUUCACAGAGCAUCUUUUAUUAAAAACUGAGCACAUUAAUGGUUUUUCACCAG